GGGAGGGAGCAAGGAGGAGGAGGAGGAGGAGGGCGGCGGAUGCGCUGCUUCUCCAGUCUCGCUCUUCGCGUCUUUGUCUCACACUCUUUGUUAGCCAUGCCUAGCCUGCUGGUGCUGUCAGGGAUCAUGGAGAAAAAUGGGGGCUACGGCUCGGAACUGGCCGCCUCCGGCUUUGGUACCGAGAGCCUCCUGGCGCCGCCCGACGAGGAGGAAGAGGAGUCGCGGGCGCUGCGGGUUGCGCUGGGCCAGCUCUCCUUGCUCGGGCUCGGGGAAAGCGAGGAGGGCGCUGGAGUUCAGGAGCGGAGCAACAACAACAACAAUCACCACCACCACGGCCACAGCCACGCCAACAGCGUCGGCGGAGGAGGUGGUGGUGGUGGAGGAGGCGGUGGUGCUGGAGAAGCCGGGAUCUUACAAGGCAAGAGCAAGUUGUGCGCCCUGUACGAGAGCUCCGGUUCUGAGACCAAAGCGCGCGGCUGCAACAUCACCGAGUGUGUGCCCGUGCCCAGCUCGGAACAUGUGGCGGAAAUAGUGGGCAGGCAAGGUUGUAAAAUCAAAGCCUUGCGGGCGAAAACCAACACCUACAUCAAGACCCCGGUGCGGGGUGAGGAGCCCGUCUUUCUCAUUACCGGUCGCAAGGAAGACGUGGCGUUGGCUAGACGCGAGAUCAUCUCAGCGGCUGAGCACUUCUCCAUGCUGCGUGCAUCCCGGAACAAGCUGGGCGUGUCAUUUAAUGGUUCUCCCCCCGCCCUGCUGCCAGGCCAGACCACCAUCCAGGUGCGCGUGCCUUACCGUGUGGUGGGCCUGGUGGUGGGCCCCAAAGGCUCCACUAUCAAGCGCAUCCAACAGCAGACGUGCACGUACAUCGUGACUCCGAGCCGCGAUCGCGACCCGGUCUUCGAGAUCACCGGUUCGCCGGGCAACGCGGAGCGAGCGCGGGAGGAGAUCGAGGCGCAUAUCGCUUCGCGCACCGGCACCCUCCACGACCACAACAAUGAGAACGACUGCCUGGCCACGGAGAACAGCACCAACGGUGGGCCGGAGAGCCGCCUACAGCACGCAUGGGGGCUUCAGGGCGGUCAGCGCAAGCCACUCGCUAGCAGCUACCGCCAGAAUUUCUCCGACGCCGUGCUGGGAGGUACCGGAAGCGGAAGCGUUGGAGUCGGUAUGGGCAUUUACAGCAAAUCCGACUUCUCGACCCCUACCAACGGAGACAAGCCAUGCUCUUAUUUUGGUUCUGAAGGGUCCCAGAGCUGGGGUGACCCCGAUUAUCCCAAGCAGGUGGCCUACUAUGUCCAGCAGCGCUCAAAGAGCUUCGGAGGCCUGCCCUUGCCCUUGACCAGACUGUCUCCGGGUCUUCCGGAACCUUCUGGAAACAGCAGUGCCGGAUCCACUGGCAUAGGGUCAGCCCAUGCCCAGGCUCGACGUGCCCACAGCGAGCCCACCUCGACCCGAGACUGCAUGACUUGCUUCGAGAGCAAAGUGACGGCCGCUCUGGUGCCCUGCGGCCACAACCUCUUCUGCAUGGAGUGCGCCAUCCGCAUCUGCGAGCUGAACCAUCCCGAAUGCCCCGUCUGCCACACGCUCGUCACCCAGGCCAUCCGGAUCUUCUCUUAAAAAGGUUGUUUUUUUUUUUGUUGUUGUUGUUGUUUUGUUUUUUUUGGUGCAUUGGUUUUAACUAGAUAUUUUUUACCUACUUUUAUUAGUUUAGCAUUUGUUUGGUCAGUAUUGGUCAGUAUGCCCCAUGUACGUCUUGCUUUUUUUCAGAAAAUGAAAAAAAAUCAAAACGAGCAGAUAUUUUAGAAGACACUGCUUGCUUUACUAAAAAAAGAGUAAGAAGUAUUUUCAGAUUUUUUCUUUUAUAUAUAUACACACAUAUAUGCAUAUAUAUUUUAUAAACUUUUGUUAAAAUGGGGAAAAUUUUAACUCAAUGUUCGUUUUUUUUUUUUUUUUUUCUCUUUUCUUGGCUGUUAAUUUAUUUUAUUUUUUACUGCUGCUGUUUUUCCACAUGAAUUGCAAUGUGGGUAGAAACAGAAGAAAUAAUGUGAAUGUUUUACACUUUGUUUUAUUUUGGAAGUUAUUACCAUUAUUAUAAUUAUUAUUAUAAUAUAUAUAUAUAUAUAUACAUAUAUAUUACUAUUAUUAUUAACGUUAAUUUUUACGAUUGGAAAGAAUAUAGUUUUACAUCCCAGCAUUUGUCUGCAAAUAGACAAAGAUGCUUUUUAAAGGUAAAAGUAGAUAAAUGACUGAAUCUUAAGUCUAUCAUUGCACCUUAAAACUGAUAGCUUGAUUGUCACUGGAAGAAAAAAAAAAAAACACACACACACACACAAACACAAAAAACCGUAUUUGUUUAAUCCUGCUUUGUGAAGAUCCGGAUCUGGAACACACUCACAGGACUUUGUGCAUUCAAACACUUAACUUCAAUAGCAAACUAUAAAAACAAAAUCGACACACAAUAACUAACAGAAAUAUGGGUUUUGUUUUGUCUUUAUAACAGUUUUGAAUCGGUGUUUGAGGGAUUCUGGGUUUUGUUUUACAAAAAUUGCACACGUUCAUAAUCUAUGAUAUAACGGUGGGAGGGGGGAGGGGGUUGUGAUGCAUUCUCGCUUUACACCUCUUGCAUUGUAAAAAUGAAAAGGAUGUCCUAGUAUUGAGCCAUAAACUGACCAAUCAGUUCAAACGUUGGACUUACAAAAGAGGCAUUUCCCCGUUUUUUUUUUUUUUUUUUUUAUUUCAUUCACGGUUUUUCCUCCUCGACAUAUUGGCUCCGAUGAAUACCCUCACACUGUCAUGUUUAACUUCUCGGCGAGCGGUUUUCCAUCGUGGAUGCAUGAAACGUAAACGGAACGUGAAGGGAAGGUACCCGCUAAUCUGAGCUUGAAUAGACCCUCCACAAAAGGAAGAGAAAGAGUCUCGGAGCUAUAGUAGGAAAAUUAUGCAGCUCCCCCAGUCCCCACAUUUGCGAGGUGCCUGCUCCCUCUCCGUCCUUUAUUGAAGCCGUUCAUGAGCAGGUGUUUCAUAUUGUGACCCAAGGUUUUUUUUUUUCCCCCCUAAAGGGAGUGUCCUGAUCCCACUCGAUGCUUAACCGUCCCCUUACUAGGCUAUAAUGACCACAACUGCUCAGCUAAGCAGGCGUAUUGUUUUAACGCAGCGGUGGGACGUUCCCCAGAGUGCGCUCUCGCCCAAUGAGGAGCUGGUAAUUAGUCAUGUGACACAGACCAGGUGCAAGCAACUUGGGGAAAGUCCGUUUUGCCACGGAUGCUCCGAAACCCCGUGCUGCCCUUACUCCCCCUCCGUACCAACCUCGCAGAAAAGCUUCACUAGGUGCAGCUGGGGCCCCUCCCUUCAGCCCCCAACACUCUCGCGCUCUCUCUCUCUCUCCCUCUAGUUCUCUCUCUCACCCUCCCUCCUCCUUCUGCUCUCCUGCUCCUCGGAGCUUUAGUAUUCCCACUGAGGAAAGGGGCCUCCUUUGUCCUGACGAAGGGGAAAAAAAAAAAUCCCAAGUGCAGAUUUUAUUUCAGAGAGAAAGAGAGUGCACAUGAUGGCAGGCUUUCUAUGUAGCAAACAGUUAUUUGUUCAUUUUCUCCAAGGAUGCAGAUCACUCUAAAAAUUGUUGCUUUGUUUACGAUAAAAACCUGAACGUUCCAUUGGCCCAAAAAGUAAAAUUGCAGACAGACGGUAAUCGUUCUUAUUUAAUGCUUUCGCUUGCACUCAAAAAGUUCAGUCCCUCCCCAAAAGAAAUCGGCAGAUCUGACGUGUCCGAGAGGGAGUGCAAGUCGAUCGAAGUUGCCAUGGAGGUUGCUUUUUCUUUUUUUUUUUUUUUUUUUUACAUUAUUCGCCAUGUGCAUGACCAUCCCGGUGCAACCACCCCAACUCGCCAAACCCCCACCAAGCCCCAAGCCAAACGGCUACAAGGCAGCCAAUGGGAGCAAGACAUCCAAGUCCAAAAUGAAAUCAGACAAUUGAUAUUGACAGGAGAGCUGGGUGGACACGCCCCAUUUAGUGGCUGCUGGAGCUGAAUCAAAUUACACACCCACCCAGUGAGCCCUGCAUAUCAACCUAACGGAUUUUUGGCUGAGAGGAUUAGAGCAUUUGCAGGAUAGGCAAAGUCUCCAUUUUUGGGAUUUUUUUUUUUUAUGCCCUUCAAGAUGGGCUGCUGCAUAAGAAAGAAAGAAAGACAGACAGAAAAGAAGGCACUGAGAAAUGUAGUCCAUUUGAAAUGGGUCGGUUUUGUCCCUUUUGGAGACCUCAUGCGCCGCUGCCACACGUGUGGGACUGGUCGGGUGUCCGGGUAAGCUCACGAACGCUAAACGAUAGCGCUAGUCGUACGUUAGACAGUCCUGAUAGUCCGUCAGGAAAUUCAGAAGAAAAAAAAAAAGUGAUUUUAUUUAACGGGAGGGAACUUGUCAUGAACCGUAUGAACAUUCCACCAAACAAACUUCAGUUUGUUUAAAGCAUUUAGACUUUUUAAACGUCAAAAGGAUAAACAUCAGAAUCGAAUCUAAUUUACAGUGCUACACACGGGCAUUACUAUACAAAGAAUUCAAGCUAUGAAAAGCACUUACAUUAAAACACUUAUGUCUGGAUAAGAGAGAAGCACCUUAUAGAUCAAGACGAGCAGCAUGUAUCUGAAACCAAACAACUGGAGAGCACUGUAGACAUCUUCGAAUUAGUUUCUUCUUUCUUUCGUUGCCGUUCCAACCAAGUUCUUUCACAUUGCACUGGUAGAAGACGAGCGAGUAAACGAAUCUCUCGAACGCAAUUCGGCCGACGCAGGUAGCUACGCUUCUCUUAAAAACAAAGUGCAAAGCACGCUUUGUUAACUCUUUCACGAUCAGCGCUAAAUCAGGAUAAAACCACGGCCUAUUUGGAGGAAUGAACGUACGCAGGAUUUGUGUCUUUCUUUCCUCGUCAAAGCCAAAACUGCUAGAAAAAUUAUGCAAAUCACAUUCAGUGGCUUGGAAUUUUUUUUAGAAAACUGUGCCCGUGUCGAUAUUUUUCAAGAAAAAAAAAAAAGAAGAAAUGUAUUCCUGACUCCUCGUGUUCUUCAGGUGAGGGGAAUACAUACUAGCAAUAACAAACUAUAUUUUAACAACAGAUACAACAAUGCGUAGCUUUCAAAAGUUGUACAGAACUUCAUAUAGGCAUUGCUUAUUAGGUAAAAAUAAAAAAAAUUUAAAAACAUUUUCUUAAAACAAAAGCUUGCACAUUGUCCGAUACUUAGAAAUCCACCAUUCCAGACUAUUAUCGUCGUAUUAGCGUCGUUUCUCUGACCCAUAACGAAUCAUUAGCUGAUUUUAGUACAUACGGAUUAAACGUGUUCUCAGAGUAACUUUUGGACAGCGAUUCCGCAUGUUUUUGUUUUGUUUUGAUUGUUUGUUUGUUUUUGUUUUUUUCCUUUUUUUUUUCUUCCCAGCAAAUCACUGCAAAGAGCCAGGUACAUUUUUAACAGAGUAGCAUUUAUUUGCUAUUAAAAAUAUUUGUAUUUACUCAAAUAUAUUCGGAGAUAGCUAUAUCAUUUAAAAAAAAUAAUAAUAAUAAUAAUAAUAAUAAUGUGACUACCAUAGGCAUAUCGUGAGAAUAUAUUUCAGUAUUUAAGCCAAUUAUGAAACUAUUUUAAAAGUUCUAAAACUCUUUUGUUGGACAGUUUGUUUAUAUUAUAAUGGGACUAGUUAUAAUCCCAAUAGAAGGAUUAAAGUUUAAGUUAAGAGUGUUUAUGGUAGCCAAAGAAUUGAAAUGAGAUUCAAGGAAAAGAAAAAGUGAAAAUAUUAAAUAUAGCACUAAAUAAUGAGGGAGAAAGCCUUUGGAAACAGGGCAGUUCAGCGAACGUACAUAAAAAAAUAAAAAAAAAUUAAAAAUAAAUUAUUUUACAUUAUUGGGUGAAGAUAUAAAAUCUACAAAAACCUGUACAUCAAUUCAGACCAAUGAGUCAUGAUGACUACAAUCCGAAUAAUGUUGGACUUCGUGAUCGUGAUGUUGACAGUAACAACAACGACGAAGAGACGUACCUUGCUAUAGCUAAUCGAAAUCCUUGUGCUAGACGUGUUAAAACACUACAGGGCUACAGAUUCAAUCUGUUCAUUUGGGAACUAAAGGGGAAGGAAAGGUUUUUUCGUUUCAGUGCCAACGCGUUGUAUUUUGUGAAGGUAACGUUUAAGAAACUCUUUAGUUUUGGAGUAAGUACAUAGUGGUAACGUGGUUUAAUAAUAAUAAUAAUAAUAAUAAUAAUAUUAAUAAUAAUCCUUUUAGAUCCGUAUUGGUUAUGCAUGCUGAUUUAUUACAGAGCGUUUACCUUUUUAUCAGUUCAGAUCUGUGGAUAUAAUAGAGCUACAUGUUAUACAGAGAGCUUUAGUAAUGACUUCAUCUAGUGUUUGAACUAAUGACGUAUUAAGAUUCCCCCACCCCCACCCCUCCCCCCCUGAACUUUUAUCUAUCUAUUAUAGUAUCUAAUGCACAAUUACAUGGCAGUCACAAUAUUUCCAUAAAGCUACAAUCUAACCUUUUUUUUUUUUUUUUGGGCAUAGUGUUGAUAUUGACAUCUAUGGAAUUUUAAUUAUAGAACUAGAAAGAAAUCACUCUGACGUUAAUCCAGUUAGCAGGACUGCAGGCGUUUAUCUAUAAAACAGCAGCAAAGACACUAAAUGCACUAAAGCAAUUCUAAUGCCUUGGAAAUAUAGACAGGACGGUGCAUUCGAAUGUAAAAAAAAAAUAAAUAAAUAAAAAUUAAAAAAAGGAGAAAAAAAAACAGAAAAAGGAAAGAAAAAAAAAAAAACAGCACUCCAUCUGUGUAUGAUUUGCCUUUUUGAACCAUCAGAAAGAGAAAAGCUUUACGUUUUUUGAUGCCAUGGUUUAGGGAAAGUCGUUGCUCCACCGUAUCUGUUUAGAUUCUCCCUAUACAAAGCAAGUAAGGGGGAAAGUCUUAUAACAUUUUUCGUAAGAUUCUAUUUUGCUAACAUGGGUUAUUAUUUCAUACAAAGAGGGAGAGGUCAGUAUCUGGAUGUUAUUUAUGAAUAUCUUAAAAUGAAGCAAACAUAUUUAUAAGUAACUUCGAGACGUUUUGUUUUUUAAUUAAUAAAAAAAAAAAAGUUAAUAUAUUUCUAAAAAAAAAAAAAAACACGAUGUUGAUUUCUACUAAAAUUAAGAUUAUAGAAUUUUUUAUUUAUAAAUAAGUAAAAAAAAAAAAAGUUAGAUAAAUCCUUCGUACCUCUGACGGUGUAAAACGAGGUGGGCGGUAGGGGCUUUUACAGGAUUAUAUUUUAACUUCAGAUUUUCAAGCGUUAACGAUGGAAUAAGUUCAGGAAAAAAAAAUACACAAAAAAAAUAAUAAUUUUACAAAUAUUUUGUAGGAUUAGGAGGUAUUUUAGUCUCAAGUUUGUGCCUCAAUCACAUUUUAGCACUGCAUCAACACUUGGCACACGUGUUGUUUGCCUGCUGUACUUUAACUAACCCCAUACUGCUGACUGAACACAAUCCUUUACUCCCUCAUUUCUGGUUUCAAUAAUGUCUAGAAUUUUAUUUAUUUAUAUAUAUAUUUUUUUGGGGUUUUGUUUCAUUUCUUUCUACUUUUAAACGCUUCAUCUGUUUCGACUACAGUGAAGUGAAAGGGCGUCACAGAGGUGUGUGGAGUGGAGAAGCAGGUGGAUAAUUGUGCAUAUACACACUUUUUUUUUUUUUUUUGAGCAUACAUCUACUACAUUCUGGGAAAUACCACUCCCCUCCCACCCCCCGAAAAAAUAACAGGGUGCUUUGAGUGUUAUGAACAAAACAUUUCAUUUAAAAAACAAACAAACAAACAAACAAAAAAAAAAAACGCCUCGACAUUUCCGCUUCUCUAUCUCAGUGUAAUGUAGUAGAUCUAUGCCGAUAUCAGUAAACACAGAACACUCAUAUAUUCUCCAACACAGUAGUUUGCAUGUAUCUUGUAUCAUCGCCAGGCUGGAUAACGGUACUAAAGAUGUUUUUUUGUUGCAUACAAGUGAAGGCUUUCUGUACACACUACACUAAAGGGCUGAUGAAUACUUGGUUGUGUAUUUAUUUUUAUUUGUUUGGGUUUUUUUUUGUUUUGUUUGGUUUCUGCUUGUAGAUUUUCAUCACUGACAGGAAAACACACGUAACAGCGGAUCGUUAUGUUUUUAAGGAUAGCCUCAGCUCUUACAUGGUGAAAUUGUAUCUCGACUGUUUUGACUUCAUAAUGGCAAAGCUAAUUGUGUAGCGUGGUUUGAUUUGUUUCAGUAUGAUAGUGACACAAAAAAGGGCGGGGCGGGGGUUUAAGGGGUGAUCAUGUUCUUUUUCGGGCUUGCUUUGGAUAGGGUAACUCCGCUCCAACGGUCUGUCUUUGGUAGCUUUCAGAAUCUUCCGACUCAGUAGAAAAGUUUAAAAAAAAAAAAAAAAGAUUAAAAAAAAAAUAAUAAAAAGUGUUUCAUAUUAAUAAACUCAUGUAGUGGUCUUAGUGCAUUAGUUUGGACCGGCAUCUCCUGCUCUAAGUGUUUAGGUUCUUGUUGGUGAGUGAGAAAGGUUCGCCAUACCAUAGGGUUCGUUUUUGGCUAGCCAAUACUUCAAAGACCUUGUUAAUUUUCUUCUUUUUUCAAAACCUUUGGUCGUUCAUACGGUGCCCACACGAGGCAUACAAUUUUGCAGGUUUAUUUCUUAGCAAAGGUUCUCUGUGAGUUAAUUUUUGUUUGUUUGUUUUUAUAUUUGACCAAUGUAUGUAUACCAUACUAGUUUUUGUUAUUUUGUUACUUUCCAAACAUGUAUUGUAAAUGUUUCUAAUAAAAAUCAAUUUAAUAAUCUUGAUGAAAUCUGCUGGAAUCUCUGAUCCGACGCCGGCGUUAGACCGAGGAGACAAGCGGCUAAAAGCAAAACACAAUAUAUUUAUAUUAUAUCCAAAUAUACACAUUUAUUAAGCAACAUAAAGUUUCCUUCUUACAUUUCAUCCCUUCAUAUAUGAAUGCCACAAAUGUUAGAGAGGGAAAGAAAAAAAAAAAACAACAAAAAAAAAAAAAGACGCCACUUUUUAAUUUCACUUUUGGGUUCAUUUUACGAAACCAGAACAAGAUGGAAGCUCCCAAGGAGAGAUCCGUGUUUUCCCCUGGUUACUAGACGAUCUUUUAAUUUAGCAUUUCCAAUUUGUUUUUGGUGCAAUAACGCAGUGUUUAAUCUCGGAAUAUUUUACCUUUUCCUCGGUGAAAAGUACUGCUGGUUCUCGAGGAUUUCUAAAAAUGCAUAAAAACACCUUGACGCAUCAAAUCUAAAAACGCUUGAGAACGGGGUUAAAGUCAGCGAUGAACGCUAAACAUCACGGGUUCUUCACAAACCCGUAAUGUGAUUAAAAGACUCCUCCUAAUUGACGUGAACUGAAAACUGCACUAGAACUACAGACAAAACGACCUUCACCGGAGCUCUACCUUACCUUGAAAAAGGGAUAAAUCUGACCUACCAUGACCUCCAUUUCACCAUGACUCCAACCCAGGGAGAAAAGGACGGCGAACAGAGAAAUAGCGUGAGAGAUGGGACACAAUUAACAGAGAUCCCGGAGGGUAUGGCUUUCUUCGGGUUACAUGCAGUAUAUUAUAGGGAUGGGCAAUGAGGACUUCACUUACAGUAAGACAAGCCCCUUCCAGUACACCAGAAACUCCUCAGUGAGCAGCUCAGCGUGCCACUGUUGCUCAGUCCUGCAACAUAAUCCGUCCAUGUAAAGGGAUGAGCCUGCCUCUGCCUUCCUGUUUCAUGCCUCCGUCUUAGUCCAGGUUAAAUGACUCACUGAUAAAACGGCACCUAGAAAUACCUCUAAAGCAAAGCGGAUCCACUCAAACAAACAUUUUUUUUUUUUAAAUCACCCAAAAGGAAACAGCAGGAAAACUCCAAACAAACAAACAAACAAACAAACAAAAAAACACAAACACUUGAUUAAUUCAUGUUACUCUUUACUCAACCCUGGAGAAAAUACAGUUAACUCAACCCUUAAAUAUCAAACAGACCAACAAACACCAUCUAAAUAAAACACGUGCUAAAAAAAAAAAAA
This is a messenger RNA of Ictalurus punctatus (channel catfish), 10024 nucleotides long. It is a transcript of the gene mex3a, whose product is annotated as mex-3 RNA binding family member A. The transcript has 2 exons. Bases 40 to 1617 code for a protein of 525 amino acids. NCBI's taxonomy places the organism in Eukaryota, Metazoa, Chordata, Actinopteri, Siluriformes, Ictaluridae. The record is from RefSeq and is a predicted model, not a curated record. Gene Ontology annotation, molecular function: RNA binding.